AUGGCAUCCUUGCAACUCUCAAAGCAUGCCCGCCAAAUGGGCGUCAUCGGUAGACCAGCCAUGUUGUACAAGAAAAUUGUUCGUGAAAUUCCCCGAAUUUUGAUGAUCUACGACAUUGACAUGCCUCUAGAGGACGUACGUGCUUCAAUUCGAACAAAGUUCUACGAGCAAAAGGAUAUCAAGGAUGCUCGAAUUGCGGAAAUGUUGGUGGAAAAGGGUUACAUGAGUUUGGAAACCACCAUGUUGCAGCACAAACAAAAGGCGCAUUUGAUGCACUUUCUAGAAGGAUACACAGUUCCGAUGGAGGCGGAACGCAAGCGUUUGGAUGCGGAUGCAUCGAUUGACGAUCAAUUCGCUCGAAAUUAA
Messenger RNA from Cylindrotheca closterium, 366 nucleotides. NCBI's taxonomy places the organism in Eukaryota, Bacillariophyta, Bacillariophyceae, Bacillariales, Bacillariaceae. The record is from the annotation of a GenBank genome assembly.